Quercus lobata is the source of this 1698-nucleotide messenger RNA. Its product is annotated as NagB/RpiA/CoA transferase-like superfamily protein. Lineage: Eukaryota; Viridiplantae; Streptophyta; Magnoliopsida; Fagales; Fagaceae. The transcript is spliced from 10 exons. The record is from RefSeq and is a predicted model, not a curated record. Gene Ontology annotation, molecular function: S-methyl-5-thioribose-1-phosphate isomerase activity. The coding region runs from base 179 to 1375 and encodes 398 amino acids.
UUUCUGGCCGAACUGGUUGUGGUGUGACGUCUAAUCACCGCUACUUGGACAGUGUCCCGAAUCGCAUCUCCCCCUUUAAAUACACUAGAGCUUAUUCAGAAUUCCCCACCAAAUGCAUAGAAAUAGAAAUAAAUAAAAACUAGAGUGAAACGUCGUCGUGCGAAUUCGCAAGUAUUCCAUGGAACGCAACAACAACUCUCUUCAGUCUAUCUGCUACAGCUCUGGUUCGCUCCAGCUACUCGAUCAGAGAAAGCUCCCUCUGGAAGUCAUUUACUUGGAUAUCAAGGACGCAACAGAUGGAUGUUCAAGUUGGCUAACAAAUCUAAGUCAACAAUGUGAUUCUAUAGGACACUAUCUGGCAGGUCCUGCUCAACUUCUCAGGUCUGCAAUAAGGGAAAUGGUGGUCCGUGGUGCACCUGCUAUUGCUAUUGCAGCAGCACUCUCCCUGGCAGUUGAAGUAUCCAAAUUACAGGCUUUUGAUGGGACACCUGAUAAUGCUGCUUCCUUUCUUAUUGAGAAGUUGGAAUAUCUUGUCACAAGCCGGCCAACUGCAGUGAACCUCUCAGAUGCUGCAACAAAGCUCAAAGAAGUUAUAUCAAAUGCUGCUGCUACCGCCAAAGAAGCCCAGAGUGUUUUUCGGGCUUAUAUAGAAGCUGCUAAAAUUAUGCUUGAGGAUGAUGUUGCUUCAAACAAAGCAAUUGGGUCUUAUGGGGCGAGAGUUCUUCAGCACCUGCUGAAGGACUCUAAGAGGCUUUCUAUUUUGACUCAUUGCAACACGGGCAGUCUCGCAACAGCUGGAUAUGGCACUGCCCUUGGUGUGAUCCGUGCUGUUCAUACUGAAGGAUUCUUAGAAAGGGCCUACUGCACUGAAACCCGUCCAUUCAAUCAGGGAUCCAGACUCACAGCUUUUGAGCUGGUGCAUGAUAAAAUACCUGCUACUCUUGUAGCAGAUUCGGCUGCAGCUGCAUUGAUGAAAGAAGGUCGAGUAGAUGCUGUUAUUGUUGGAGCUGAUCGUGUGGCUGCAAAUGGUGAUACCGCUAACAAGAUUGGAACUUACAGUCUUGCAUUGUGUGCAAUGUAUCAUAACAUUCCAUUUUAUGUGGCUGCACCUUUGACAUCCAUAGAUUUAUCCCUUUCUUCUGGAAAAGAGAUUGUUAUAGAGGAAAGAUCCCCAAUGGAAUUGACACACACGCGUGGGGGACUUGGGGAACAAGUUGCUGCAUCUGGAAUCUCUGUCUGGAACCCAGCUUUUGAUGUCACCCCUGCUAAUCUGAUAACUGGCAUCGUUACAGAAAAGGGUGUCAUCACAAAGACAGGCACUGACGCUUUUGAAAUUAGACAUUUCAUACAAAAUCUAGCAAAUAGGCUUGUGUAAAGCGGAGGCAUGGCUUAUGGGAAGUGUACCCCCUUGUUAAACCAGAGCAUUUACAUAUAACUUGGUUAUUGAUUUGAAAAACUUUGUACUUGAUAAAAGAAAUGAGGCGAUCGGUCAUGUUCUAAAUACUCAAAUGUGGCAUGCCGCAUGCCUAUCAUUUCAUUCUAGCAAAGCUGAGGGUCAGUGUUGUUUUGUAUUUUUGUAAAUUUAGCUCAUUUUGUCAAAAUGAGUCAUUCUGAUCCUUCCACCCAAAUAUGUUAACAAAUAAGUAACAAUUGUGUUUGGAUUGGAUUCGUCUAUGAGUUGCGGGAUGUUUUUUAAUA